ACGUACAGUCGUAACCAGAAAUGCAAUAUUGAUCGUCGAGAGGCGACCAGUGAGGUUAUAUAUUUCCGAGUGACUGAUAUUUCGCAUCAGUUAUCAAUGAGCAUAAUGCGAGUGCUGGUGUGCUGGUUAGCGAUCCUAUCGGCGGUAGCCGCUCAGAAAGAGACGCACUAUGUGCCCGGUCACGAUGGAAUGGUGCAUCUUUUUGAAUGGAAAUGGCGGGACAUCGCGGAUGAAUGCGAAAGAUUUCUGGGUCCUAUCGGAUUCGGUGGCGUGCAAGUUUCACCGAUCCAAGAGAACGUGAUAGUAGGCAAUAGACCAUGGUGGGAACGUUACCAGCCUAUAUCUUACAUCUGGCAUACGAGAUCGGGCACGGCGGACGAAUUCAAGGAGAUGGUUCGCAGAUGUAACAACGCCGGCGUAAGAAUUUACGUCGAUGUGGUGUUCAAUCACAUGUCCGGUGAUCACCGUGACGCAAAGGGUACCGGCGGUUCGACAGCGAAUACUUAUGACUUCAGCUAUCCGGCGGUACCGUUCUCCCGAGAACAUUUCCACCCCUCUUGCUCGAUCAACAAUUAUCAAGAUCCGAAAAAUGUACGGAAUUGCGAGUUGAGCGGUCUACACGAUCUCGAUCAGUCGAACGAACAUGUCAGGGAGAAGAUUGUCGAGUUCUUGAAUGCAGCUAUCGACAUUGGAGUCGCUGGUUUUCGAGUAGACGCAGCUAAACACAUGUGGCCAGGUGAUCUAAAAGUGAUCUAUUCUCGGCUGAAAAAUCUCAAUACCGAGCAUUUCCCUUCAGGUGCGCGGCCUUAUAUAGUCCAAGAAGUGAUCGAUUAUGGUGGCGAAGCGGUCAGUAAAUAUGAAUACAAUUCUUUCGCCGCGGUAACGGAAUUCAGAUAUGGUAUGGAAAUCAGCAAUUCCUUGAAGGGACGUAAUCUAUUGAAAUGGUUUGGCAAUUGGGGAGAAGCUUGGGGCCUCUUACCGUCCCAGGAUGCUCUGGUAUUUAUUGAUAAUCAUGAUACUCAGCGUGGCCAUCCCGAUAUACUCACCUACAAGUCAUCGAAGCUGUACAAGAUGGCCGUCGCUUUCAUGCUGGCGCAUCCAUACGGAACCGCGCGUAUCAUGAGUUCCUACAACUUUUAUAAUUUUGACGAUACCCCGCCGCAGGACUCCGCCGGCAAUCUUGUAUCACCAAGCAUCAAUUCUGACAAUACUUGCGGCAACGGCUGGGUAUGCGAGCAUCGGUGGCGUCAGAUUUACAACAUGGUGCGCUUCCGAAACGCCGCGAAUAAUACCAACGUCAACAACUGGUGGGACAAUGGCCAGAAUCAAAUCGCCUUCUGUCGCGGAAACGCGGGAUUCAUCGCGAUCAACGGUGACAAUUACGACAUGAAGCAGACUCUCUUCACCUGUCUGGAACCUGGCACUUAUUGCGACGUCAUCUCCGGAAACUUGGAGAACAAUAAGUGUACCGGUAAGGUCGUAAAAGUGGAUCAAAAUAGAAAGGCGUACAUAGAAAUCUUCAAGAACCAGGAAGACGGUGUGCUCGCCAUUCAUCGAGGGGCAAAGGUGACAUAAAGAUCUGAUUGAAGUUAAAAUUGCGUAUUACAAGCAUGUAAGUACAAUAUAAAAUGUGCUACAUAAAAUAUCUAAAAUAUUAAAUUUGAAAGAAUUUAAUUGCAUUUGGAUUAAUUAUCUAACCAACUAUUUAAAAUAUAAAUUGCUUGUAUAUUUUUGCUUAUUAUGAAUAAAAUGUGAGUGUUUGCAUAUCAAUACAAAUAGAAUUACUUAA
This is a messenger RNA of Wasmannia auropunctata (little fire ant), 1789 nucleotides long. Its product is annotated as alpha-amylase 2. Lineage: Eukaryota; Metazoa; Arthropoda; Insecta; Hymenoptera; Formicidae. Gene Ontology annotation, molecular function: alpha-amylase activity; cation binding. The record is from RefSeq and is a predicted model, not a curated record. The transcript has 5 exons. The coding region runs from base 97 to 1575 and encodes 492 amino acids. Gene Ontology annotation, biological process: carbohydrate metabolic process.